Molecule: messenger RNA, 570 nt
Organism: Auanema sp. JU1783
Lineage: Eukaryota; Metazoa; Nematoda; Chromadorea; Rhabditida; Rhabditidae
Source: the annotation of a GenBank genome assembly
AUGCUGGUCAUCAGUUCUAUUCUACUUAUUUUUAUUUUCAACAUUGCUCCAUCAGUACAGGAGCUCAAUGAGAAUAAUCGAAGAAUAGAAUGGAUUGUUGGCAAAUGGAGAUCUGAGUUUUCCGGAAAAGUUUUCUGGCCAACUGUACCAACCAUGACAUUUGGAGAAGAGCUCAUCAUAAACGAAGCUCCAAUAGCUAAAUCAGCCAACACGCAGUUCUUAAAUUUCACUGCUAGAGCAUGGUCACAUUCUACAAAGGACCAUUUUCAUGACGAAUGGGGAUUCUUGACUGCAGACAAAAUAGGAAAUGUAACGUUAAUGACAGCCGGAAAUAAUGGUUUUACCACUUAUGAAGUAGGUCAUGCAUCUCCAAACAAACUUGUUCUGACACUCAAGGAUAUUGGAAGAAUAUCGUUCUCAAGAGAUUUACCUGUCGAAGACUUGCGCAGAACUUUCUUAAGACAUGAUGACAGGUAUAUGGAACAAGUUAUUGAGAUGAGGACAGCAACUCAUCCUAAAACAGGAUAUCUCGAGCAUACACGAGUCAUUUAUACGAAACAAAAGAACUAA